Molecule: messenger RNA, 4138 nt
Organism: Rhopalosiphum maidis (corn leaf aphid)
Lineage: Eukaryota; Metazoa; Arthropoda; Insecta; Hemiptera; Aphididae
Product: DNA (cytosine-5)-methyltransferase PliMCI-like
Exons: 2
Coding region: 301-4014 (1237 amino acids)
Cellular component (GO): nucleus
Molecular function (GO): chromatin binding; DNA (cytosine-5-)-methyltransferase activity
Source: RefSeq, a predicted model, not a curated record
AUUCGUUUGCACGUGUCACAAAUAAAAAAAAAAAAAUUAUCUCAUAGAAAUUAAAAUAUUCUAUUCUUAUACUAAAAAUUCAAGUAUUUAACAAUUAAUUUUCAGUCACACGGUACAUUAUUGUCAGUUAAAAAAGAAUAUGGAAAAACGUAAUGGAUGUCACAAAGUAUUGCCUAAAUACUACUCAAUAUUUUAAAAUUAUUUUGUUACUCGCGAGUUGUGACUUAAUUAUUAUUAAACAUUUUUAAUUAUCUAAUACAUUAUAUUUUAAAUUAAAUUAUUUAUAAAUUGUCUUCAGCUAUGGAAUCGAUGAUUUCAAAUGAAAAUUCUGCGAUGAUAACCGAAGAUGAACAAGAUCUUCAAAUAACUCCUAAACAUUUCAAGUAUACAUUAAGACAUACAAAGGAACCAUGCUCAACACCUGCUGAUGAUGUUCUAAAUAAAACUAGUCAUUUGCAAAGUAAGAUAUGCUGUAAGUUUUGUCAUAAAACUAAAACAGAAGAUGUGUUCAUACCUUCAGAUGCUAAACCUGAGUGCAUUGUAUUAGCUAAUGAAGCUUUGGCCAAUAUUUUCACUGAUAAUUUUAAUAUUAUUCAACACAACCUUAUAAAUUAUAGUAUUUAUGAUGAAAAUGGACACAUGUGCUCAAUAGAUUCAGGAAUGAUGGAGAGAAAUGUAAAGCUUUAUAUAACUGGCUAUGUGAAACCAAUUUAUAACCACAGUCUAAAUAUAGAAGAUGGAAUUGCAGGUAUGGCGGGGCCAAUAUUAGAAUGGUGGUUAUCAUCAUAUGAUGGAGGUGCUCAGGCAUUAAUAGGUAUAAAUACUGAAUAUGCUGAUUACUUAUUAAUUGAACCACAUCCCAAUUAUAAAAAAUAUAUGACAUCAGUGAUUGAAAAGAUAAAUUUGAGCAAAAUAGUAAUUGAAAAAAUGUUAGACAAUCAUGAAUCUGAUGAUUCGACUUAUGAGGAUAUUUUAAAUUAUGUUGUAACAUCUAUAAAUCCAGCAACAGGCAAUAAAUUUUCAGAAGAAGAACUUAUCGCUCAUGCACAGUUUGUACUCGAUCAAGUAACAGACUAUGAUUCAACUGGCAUGUAUGAUUUUCCGUUAUCUGAGACUCAGUUUGUUGAAACUUUGACUGAACUGUCAGGGGCUGCAAAAUCUGUUAAUGCACCAACCAGAAGGUUAGGUAGAUUGGGACAAGGAAUUACAUGUAUAAAAACUGAUUUUAGCCAACGAAAGUUCAGCAAAGCUACGACUACAGAGCUGGUGAAAGAUGUGUUUGAAAAUGUGUUUGCUGCUCAAUUAGAUAUAGAUGAUAACCAAAGUGAAGAAACAAUGAAUAAACUUGUAAAGACUGUAUUUGACAAUGUAUGCGAUGAAAAUGUUAGUAAUCUAUCUGACAUAAAUUAUGUUGAGGAUCAAGUGAUAUGGAAUGAUCAAAAACUCUGUGAAAAAAUGUUUGUUGUUAUCAAAAAAAAUGUCUCAAAAAUACCAUUAAUAGGACGUAUAGAAUAUUUUUUUCAGACUACGUUUAAAAAUAAGGCUCAUAUUCAGCUCUUUAUGCAUAGUUAUGAAACUGUAUUAGGUGAAACAGCAGAUCCUCAGGAAAUAUUUGCUCUCAAAAAAUGUACAAACAUUGAUAUUAAAAAUAUAGUCAAAAUAAUAGAUGUUGUACAAAAAAUACCUAGAAAUAAUUGGUUUCAACUUGGUAAUUCAAAAUUACAAGAUCUCUUAGAACCUGUUAACCGCAAUAAUAAAAACUCAUUUUUUUAUCAACUUCAAUAUGAUGAUGAAUUUGGACGAUUUGAGUAUCCAAAGCCUGAAGAAUUAAUUACUGACAUUAGAGAUGAAUACUGUAGUAACUGUGAAGUUUUUGAUUUGGAAAACAAAUCAAAAGAACCUGAAGUACUUGAGUUCAUUGAAGAAGAAAAUGGUAUUUCAUAUUUUUAUAAAUUUAAAUUAUUAAAUGAAGAGUAUAAAAUUGGUAAUUUUAUUUACUUACAACCUGGUAUAUUCUCAAUGGCUGAUAGAUCAAAUAUGAUUGAAGAAGAACAAUUUGAGUAUACAGAGACUAUUAAAAAUAUAUGUAAUCAAGAACAAAAAAUUAUUGAUGAAACUGUAUAUCCUGAGUAUUAUCGUAAAACAUUAGAAAAUACAAUGCGUGGUUCAAAUGAAACCACUCCGGAUCCAUUCGAUAUUGCAGAAAUAUUAGCUAUUUAUUUUAUUGCUCAUGACAAUAAAAAGGUCAAGCUAAUAGUACGUCGUAUGUAUAGAGCUGAACAGAUUCUUCUAGAAGAUUCUGCUAGAAAUGCAGAUAUGAACAUGUUAUUUUGGUCAGAAGAAGAGUUUAGGAUCACAUGUGAAUAUAUAUGUGGUAAAUGUUAUGUUUCUUACGGAACCAACAUCCGAGAUCCACUUGUAUGGUCUUCGCUUGGUCCAGAUCGAUUUUAUUUCACAAAACAAUACGAUUCCUUAACUGAUUCCAUUGUUCCUGAGUAUAAACUCCCAUGUGAAGCUAAACUGAUAGGAAAAGAAGUAUAUGUUAAUUAUAACUAUAAUUAUGUAGAUGAAGAUAAAUUACAAUAUAUACCAUCAUAUAAGAAAAUCAAACCACUUAGAGGACUUGAUAUAUUUGCUGGUUGCGGUGGUUUGUCAAAAGGUUUAGAAGAUAGUGGUCUGGUUAUAAGUAAUUGGGCUAUUGAGUGUGAUGAAAUAGCUGCUGACGCAUUUAAAUUAAAUAAUCCAGGAUCAACUGUGUUUGUUGAAGAUUGUAAUAAUUUAUUGAAAUUAGCAAUGUCUGGAGAAAAAACAAAUAGCAAAAAUCAGAACAUACCACAAAAGGGUGAAGUUGACUUCAUUUGUGGAGGUCCCCCUUGUCAAGGAUUUAGUGGAAUGAAUAGGUUCAAUUCUGGUCAAUAUUCAUUGUUCAAGAACUCUUUGAUUGUUUCAUUUUUAUCAUAUAUUGAUUUCUAUCGUCCAAAAUAUUUUGUUGUUGAAAAUGUUAGAAAUUUUGUGUCGUUUAAAAACAGCAUGAUCCUUAAAUUAACACUUCGAUGUAUAACACGUAUGGGCUACCAGUGUACAUUUGGUGUUUUACAAGCUGGUAAUUUUGGUGUACCUCAAACUAGAAGGAGGUUAAUUAUUAUGGCAGCAGCUCCUGGCGAAACAUUACCAUUCUACCCAGAGCCUAUACACGUCUUUAAUAAAAAAAGUUCAAGUUUAAGUGUCCAGGUUGGAGAUAAAAAAUUCAAAACUAAUUGCAAGUAUGAAGAAUCAGCUCCUAUGAGAACUGUCACAGUAUAUGAUGCCUGGUCUGAUUUACCCGAAAUAUUGAAUGGUGCUUAUGAGGAAAAAAUCCUAUACAAAUCAAAACCUAUUACUCAUUUACAAAAGUUACUAAGAUAUCCAAAUAACCGAUAUGAAGAAUCUAUAUUAAGUGAUCAUAUAUGCAAGGACAUGUCACCUUUGGUUCAAGCUAGAAUAGAAUUGAUACCAGUAGGUGAAGGAAGUGACUGGAGAGAUUUACCCAAUUCAAAAGUGAAAUUACCUGAUGGAAGUUAUACUAAUAAACUUUUGUAUACUCACAAUGAUAUAAAAAAUGGUUAUGGUCCAAAUGGUGAGUUACGUGGUGUUUGCCAAUGCGCUAGUGGUAGAAAAUGUGAUCCGCAAGAUCGUCAAAUCAAUACAAUUAUUCCUUGGUGUUUACCACAUACUGGUAAUAGACACAAUAACUGGGCUGGCUUAUAUGGUCGUCUAGCAUGGUCAGGUUUUUGUUCAACAACUAUUACUAAUCCUGAGCCAAUGGGAAAACAAGGUAGAGUACUUCAUCCUGAGCAACACCGUGUGGUCAGUGUACGAGAGUGCGCCCGUUCACAAGGUUUUAAAGAUUCUUUCAUAUUUAAUGGACCAAUCAUCAACAAACAUAGGCAGAUUGGUAAUGCAGUUCCUCCGCCAAUGGGUACAGCUAUUGGUCAUGAAAUAAUCAAAGCUAUUUAUCAAAACCAUGGUUUGUGAUUAUUAAAAUUGUUUUAUUUACAGUUUUAGAUGACAAUAUUAUUUACAUAUUUUUUUUUUUAAAUUUAAUUUACAAUUAGUUAACCAAAUUUAAGUUCAAUAAAGGUCCAAGGAGUAAUUUUUA